This is a messenger RNA of Lathyrus sativus (Indian pea), 2223 nucleotides long. The record is from the annotation of a GenBank genome assembly. NCBI's taxonomy places the organism in Eukaryota, Viridiplantae, Streptophyta, Magnoliopsida, Fabales, Fabaceae.
AUGUCGGAAAGGAAAACCAUUGAUUUAGAUCAAGGUUGGACCUAUAUGCAGAAGGGGAUUACAAAAUUGAAGAGCAUUCUUGAAGGAUUACCAGAAUCUCAGUUCAGUUCAGAGGAAUACAUGAUGUUAUAUACAACCAUUUAUAACAUGUGUACUCAGAAGCCACCAAAUGACUAUUCACAAGAACUGUAUGACAAAUACAAAGGGGUUUUUGUGGAUUACAUUAGAUCAACGGUUUUGUCUGCUGUAAGAGAUAAGCAUCAUGAAUUCAUGCUGAGGGAGCUUGUGCAGAGAUGGUUGAACCAUAAGAUUUUGGUUAGGUGGCUUUCGCGUUUUUUCCAUUAUCUUGAUCGCUACUUUGUUGCGCGACGCUCGCUGGAUCCACUCAAUGUAGUUGGGCUUUCUGCCUUCCGUGACUUGGUUUACAUGGAGGUACGAGCUAAUGCUAGUAAAGCUGUGAUUACUCUGAUUGACAAAGAACGUGAGGGCGAACAAAUUGAUAGAUCAUUGUUGAAGAAUGUUCUUGAUAUAUUUGUUGAGAUCGGUCUGGGUGAAAUGGAUCGUUAUGAACAGGAUUUUGAGGUGCAGAUGCUUGAGGAUACUGCCAAUUACUACAGAAGUAAGGCUACAAUCUGGAUUGAGUCUGACUCCUGCCCAGAUUACAUGCUAAAGGCUGAGGAUUGUUUGAAGCGAGAGAGAGAUAGAGUGUCUCAUUAUUUGCAUACUUGUACCGAGCAGAAACUGGUAGAGAAAGUGCAACACGAAUUGCUCGUAAUACGUGCUAAUCAGUUACUUGAGAAGGAGCACUCAGGCUGCCGUGCCUUGCUUAGAGAUGAUAAGGUGGAUGAUCUCUCUAGGAUGUAUAGACUUUACCAUAAAAUACCUAAAGGACUGGAUCCUGUUGCCAAUGUGUUCAAGCAGCAUAUUACAGAUGAGGGUACAGCUUUGGUUCAACUGGCUGAAGAAAGUGCUAACAAUCAGAAAACUACAAGCGGUUCUGGCAUUCAAGAUCAAGUCCUUGUCAGAAGACUGAUAGAGCUCCAUGACAAGUAUAUGACAUACGUUAUUAAUUGCUUUAUGAAUCACACUCUGUUCCACAAGGCAUUGAAGGAAGCAUUUGAGGUAUUCUGCAAUAAAACUGUUGCCGGUAGUUCCAGUGCAGAGCUAUUAUCUUCAUUCUGUGAUAAUAUCCUUAAAAAGGGUGGAAGUGAGAAGAUGAGUGAUGAAGCCAUUGAAGAAACACUCGAGAAGAUAGUCAAGCUGCUUGCAUACAUCAGUGACAAGGAUCUAUUUGCAGAAUUUUACAGGAAGAAGCUUGCCCGAAGAUUACUUUUUGACAGAAGUGCCAAUGAUGAACAUGAGAAGUGUAUUUUGACAAAGUUAAAGCAGCAAUGUGGUGGCCAGUUCACAUCAAAGAUGGAGGGAAUGGUGGUAGACUUGACAUUGGCUAGGGACCAUCAGAUGAAAUUUCAGGAAUACCUUAGUGAGAAUUCACAUCUAAAUCCUGGAAUUGACUUGACAGUUACAGUUCUUACCACAGGAUUUUGGCCGAGUUAUAAAUCUUUUGAUCUCAACCUCCCUUCAGAAAUGGUGAAGUGUGUGGAAGUUUUUAAGGGCUUUUAUGAAACAAGGACAAAACAUAGAAAACUUUCAUGGAUUUACUCACUGGGAACUUGCAACAUCAUUGGUAGGUUUGAGCCAAAAACCAUUGAGUUAAUUGUCUCAACCUAUCAGGCUGCUGCCCUGCUACUAUUCAACACUGCGGAUAAGUUGAAUUAUUCAGAGAUUAUGACUCAGCUGAAUUUGACUCACGAUGAUGUAGUGAGAUUACUUCAUUCUCUGGCAUGCGCAAAAUAUAAGAUACUUGUUAAGCAGCCUAACACUAAAACUAUAUCCCCAAAUGACACCUUUGAGUUCAAUUCCAAAUUUACUGAUAAAAUGAGAAGGAUAAAGAUCCCUCUGCCACCUGUUGAUGAAAGGAAGAAGGUUAUUGAAGAUGUUGACAAAGACAGGCGAUAUGCUAUUGAUGCUUCAAUUGUGCGUAUUAUGAAGAGUAGGAAAGUUUUGGGCCAUCAACAAUUAGUUUCGGAGUGUGUUGAGCAGUUGGGCCGCAUGUUCAAGCCUGAUAUCAAAGCAAUCAAGAAGCGGAUUGAAGAUCUCAUCACUCGGGACUAUCUGGAGAGGGACAAAGAUAACCCAAACACCUUCAAGUAUCUGGCGUAG